Dermatophagoides pteronyssinus (European house dust mite) is the source of this 1024-nucleotide messenger RNA. RefSeq names its product putative oxidoreductase MexAM1_META1p0182. Lineage: Eukaryota; Metazoa; Arthropoda; Arachnida; Sarcoptiformes; Pyroglyphidae. The record is from RefSeq and is a predicted model, not a curated record. Gene Ontology annotation, molecular function: oxidoreductase activity.
UAUAUAUAAAUGGGAAGAAAAUCAAAUUGCAAAUUAAAACGAUUCAAUUGAUAAAAUUAUCACUCAUCUAAAGUUACAAAAACAUGUCUUCAUCAAGUGGAAAAAAAUAUGAUUUCAGUGGUAAAGUUGCUCUUGUUACAGGUUCAAGUUCGGGUAUUGGUGCGGCAAUCGCUUUGCAAUUUGCACAAUAUGGUGCUCAAGUUACAAUCACUGUUACAAUCACUGGUCGUGAUGCAGCCGCUUUAGAAUCUGUAGCCAAACGAAUUGAAGCUGAAACUAGUCAUCAACCAUUACAGAUUGUUGGCAAUCUUCUUGAUCAAUCAUUGCCGGCUAAAUUGAUCGAUGGAACAAUUUCCAAAUAUGGUCGAUUAGAUUUUCUUAUAAACAAUGCUGGUUUUUCUACACCACAUAAAGAUAUUCAUGAUGAAAAAUUAAUGGAAGCUUUUGAUCAAGUUUAUGGAAUUAAUGUUCGUGCUGUUGUUCAAUUAAGUCAAUUAGCAGCAACACAUUUGGAAAAAUCAAAAGGCAAUAUUAUCAAUAUUUCCAGUUGUGCAUCCUUGAUUCCAUUACAUAUAAUUUAUAGUUCAUCUAAAGCAGCAUUGGAUAUGAUCACCAAAACAAUGGCAAUGGAAUUUGGUAAAAAAGGUGUUCGAGUCAAUUCAAUCAACCCUGGACCUGUAUCAACUCAAUUUAUGCGUUCAGUCGGGAUGUCGGCUGCAUUUUUUUCGGAAAACGAAGAAUUUACUAAAGAACUUACGCUUUUGAAAUUUGUAGCACAACCAGAUGAUAUCGCAAAUCUUGCAUCAUUUUUAGCAUCGGAUGAUGCUCGAAAUAUAACCGGUUCGAUUGUUGUUAGCGAUACUGGAUCAAUGUUGGCACCUAAAGUUGAUUUUAAAAAAUUAAAUGAACUGAAGAAAAAACAAAAUAAUUAAUUGUUAAUUAUAAAAAUACAAUUGAAAAUCUGUCAUGGACAAAUAAUUAAAACCAACUAUUUCCAAUAAAAAUGCUUAUUGUCUAAAAUGAA